AUGAACAGGAGAUUGGAUUCAUUUUUAGCGAGCCAGAAGAAACUGGACGAAAAAAACGCAACGCUUCAGCAAGAAAACGUCAAGUUGCGAACAGAACUCUCAAAACAGGAGAGACUAAACAACACCAAACGCGGCUCAAAACGUAAACGUACAGAAUCCAAAGUAGAAGUUCCUAUGGAUUUAAGGGUAGGUUUACGUACUUAUUUUAUUGCUUUGAUGUUAGAAGAAAAGCUUUUCAUCAUGAGAGAUCAGAGUUUGUGCUUAUUCUUUAGAGCUGACCGUGUGAUAGCGUGUCUUCAGAGGCGCCCACAUGCCUGUGUUGUAAAACAUCACAGAAGCCUACAAACGCACAUUGUCUUCCCCUUCGCGCCAAAUUUUAGUAUUUAAGAAGUGGGAACAUAUAUUUAUUUCACCAUUGAAUAACACGAGAUCGAUGGAGACAGUUGCUGUUGGAAGCAACCGAUAAUGAUCGAUGAUGUGGUUGAUCUCAAAACAGAAGCCAUGAACAGGGUUAUUGGUUAUAUGCUUCUGUUUCAAUUUGCAGGGUUCGUACAGUCUUGAAAAGUCCUUGAAUUUCAUUUUUUACUUGAAAUUUUAUGAAAAUCCUUGAAAAGUCCUUGAAUUUUCUUCAACUUUGAAUGUAGUGGCCUGGAAAGUGUAUUUUGAUGCUUUUUGGUUGUCCAAGACAGAAUAUGAAUCAUAGCUCAAAGGAUUUAAAGGUUAUUUACACAAAAUGCUCAAUGUUUUAUGCAAUAAUUAACUAUCAAUUUAAGACAAGUGAACUGAAAAAUGGGCAAUUCCAGAAAAUAUCCAUACCCAACCACGGACGGCUUCCAUGUUUUAACCCCCCCCUUGCCUUCGGAAAUUCCAAAAUGCGCUACCCCCCCAUGCCCUCAGAAUUCCAUAGUCGUGAACCCCCCCUCCCCUUCAGAAUUUCCGGGUUUUUUUGGAAGUACAUUUUCGACUUAGCAACGCCUAUAAGAACAAACGAACAUGAAUUUAUGCCUCCUCAAGGCUGUGAUCUAGCGGCGCCAGGUGACAAGCUUUACUCUUCAGUGACAAGAAAAACCUACGCUAGUUGCCAGGCCGUGCAAACUCCUUUUUAAGUCCGAAUUUGGCUAUAAAAAUAAACACCACUUAAGCUAAUUUUACUCCUCUUUGUUUUCUUGUGCUGUUUUGACGUUUACAAAGGAAAAUAGCUCAAACAGACUGUUAAAAUCUUUUGGCGGUCAAAUAUACCGUCGAGUCAUGUUGCGUCCUUUUAUACGUCAUGUAGUGCGCACGAAAAGCGUUCUAAUCUGACAGGCGUUCCUUGGAAGUGAGGGACUGGUGCGAGUUUUUACUGUUUAUCGGACGGUUUCGGACGGGAGUAACAAGAAAUUUGCAAGCGGUAUUAAAAGAUACAUUUUCAGUUUUUAUUCACGUGACAAGAAAUUCAUCAAGGUAAAUGUGAAACCAACGUUUUACUGUUCACUUCUAUAAGUUAUGAGCGUAAACACGUGUCUGAUCUAUCGAUGCUUGUCUUCUGCUUCCGCGGUCAUACGUUCGUGGUUUAUUUACGAACUACAAAAGUCCACAACAAUAGCGUUUUCCAGGAACUUACUCUACACUUUCUACUCCAGAAAUCCCACCUGUGGAAUUCCCCCAUACCUUCGGAUUUCAAUUCGUAAAUACCCCCCCAUGCCUUCAGAAUUCCAUAAUCGUGAAUCCCCCCUCCCCUUCGGAAAUCCUUAAAGCCGUCCGUGGUAUGGUAUGGAUAUUUUCUGGAAUCGCCCAAUGUAAAGAAGUUGGUGAAGCAAACAGUUCAAGCCUUAAAGCCUUAUUAGAAUGGACUGGGAAUGUGCAUUAACUUUAAAAGUUGUUCAUAAAAUUGGAAAUAGUCCACUGUAAAAUGUCAUAGAUAGGCUUCAGCAGUUAAAAUUGACUUAUUACAUGAAUUAGGUCUUGUUUUAACUGAGGAUAUUUUACUGAGCCUUCACUUUGAAAUUAACAUACUGUUUUUGUCACAGUUCCCAGUCAGAGGUGAACCAGGACAUCUUGUCUAAAAUAAAAGAAGUUCUAAAAAAAGAACACGGAGAAGAAAAUUGCCCAUGGACUGAUCUGCAAAUGGAAGGUUUGUUGUUACAUGAAUCAACUCUUAUUAAUAAACAAUUAAUGAAUGAGCCUGAGUAUCUUAUGAAUAAGUGUGGAGAUCAAGGAGGGUGUUAUCGGCCGAUAACUCCCUCUGAGAUCUCCAUAAUUCUUCAUAUGAUAUGAAAGCCAAAUUCAAAAAUUGUUUUAUUAUUCAUUCAAAAUAAUUCCUAGUUUAAAAAUGUAGCUAAAACAUGCUUACCUCCAUCAGUGUUAAGUUCAUCUUCUAUAGUGCACAUUUACAGUUGUUCAGCUCCGCAAAUAGCAGAUGUCGCCCUUCGAGUUGUGUUUCUGGCAUGUUUUUAGCUAUUAUUUCGCCAAGUUUUUAUUCUUGAAAGAAGUGAAAUGUCCUUAAUUUUUUGUUUUCACCACCAAAAUAACUCAACCUCUUCCCCUGGUCUUCUCGGUUAAUGGUACAUUAACCUGCAAGGAAGUAGCACUUUUGACGUCAUCAGUUGAUUAAAACGACAAUUCUUUCAAAUUUGGUCAUCAGUAGCUGGUUAUGAUGAAUUAUAGGUGUGCUUUUAGCCAAUCAGAAUCGGGGAAAUAUUUUGAAUGAAUAAUAACACUUAUUAUUAUAUAAACACCAAUGAAAUACCAGGUGAGCUUUCACUUGAAAACUUGGUAUCUUCACAUGUGAAAAUAUCACCGUUGCUAUGGCUACAUAAUAAAUCGCGCUUUUCACACCAAAUUACUUUUAAAGUGAAAUGGUUUGGUAGUUCAUUGGUGUUUAUAUUAUAAUAAAUAGAAUAUUAUAUGGCCGCUUGGAGAUACGAAAUUUCUCGUCCCUUGUUGAGAAAAUAACACUGCCUGUAGCUAAGGAAUCAAGUUCUUGUCUGUAAAAGUUAUGUCAGGGUUCUCAAUAGAUUUUUAAGUAGGAGGUGAUCACUGAUAAAGUAGGAGGCUCUUCAGCAAAGCCAGAGGUGUCAAAACAAAGCAAAGAAAAGCGACUUAAACACAAAGUAAGCGGCUAUAAAUCCCAAAGUAAGCGGCGAUCAAUCGCUGGGUGCCGCCCCCUAUUGAGAACCCUGUAUGUACACUUACAUGUACUAGUUCCUUUUCAACCCUAGGGGCAGUUGCUAAAUUUAGAUUUGAAGAAAUCUCAGCAGGUUUUUUAUAAAAUGUUGCCUACUUUAAAAUUUCUUUUUGCUAAUUAUUGGUCUUUACGUCAACAGCUCAAUUCCUUCGUUACUUCAGAAUGGUAAAGGAGAAAUGUCAAAGAAUAAAAAAAGGAAAAAAUGAAGAGCACAAGCAGAGGUGCAAAAUGAGUAGACGUCUCACAAGUGUAAGUAUAAGGAAGUUUUUUUUUCAAACAUCUGAACAUGGUCAAAUAUAAAAACUUUUUUUGAUACUUAUAAAUGCAGUGGUAUCCCAUUAAUAGGGACACCUGUAUGUACUGGACAGUUUUUCAUGUCCUCAUGAAAAACAAUGUAUAAUAUGUUUAUAAUGUCAUAUUUAUUGUCAGUGAUACAUUGUUUUUUUUUUUCUGAUCUUAACUGCAGUAUAUGGGUGAGGCCACUUUUAUCCUUAGUUAUUUUAUUUUUACUUUCUUGAACAAAUUCCAUUAUUACAAACAUGAAUUCGGGGUUCUCAUUAAUUUUUUAAGUAGACAGCUAGGAUGUUAAAGUAGGCGGCUUGGUAAGUAACUGAGUGCUGUAGGAAAUUUCAGGCGUUCACUCUCUAACUUUACUCUAUUUCCCCAAAAAGUAGACGGCUCAAACCUCCAAGUAGCCGGUUUUUUAGCCAGCUGCCGGCACUUAAUGAGAACCCUGUGAAUUGAUAGAUUAUAUUUAUUAUUGAAGGACUGCAACACCAUUAUUUAGUUUGAUUUUUGUCCUUCUUUAUGUUUUUAUUCGAAGCUGGACAGGCGAUGUGGGGCUUUUGAGCUUAUAGGAGAAUCCUUAUCCUCAAGCCAGAAGCAGCUUGCCCCAGAGGUGCUCUAUGUCGAGUACAUGAGCAGUGAGGAGUCUGCCUAUGAAGAUGAGGAAGAUCCCAUCACUGGUGAAGUAACACAGAAACUAAAAGGUUAUUUAACCAAGAAGCUCUCUUGGGAGAGAACAGCCCUGACAAACUUAAAAGCAAGCUUGACAGAGCCCAUUAUGGAAGCCUCACCCCUCAUGACAAAGCAUUGGCAAAGCCAAGGUUUGAGGGUGAUAUAUCAAAGAGACCAGCACCCGAUGGUCCAUCAUGGGCCGUGA
Messenger RNA from Porites lobata, 4328 nucleotides. The record is from the annotation of a GenBank genome assembly. Lineage: Eukaryota; Metazoa; Cnidaria; Anthozoa; Scleractinia; Poritidae.